AUGGAAAAAACCGACAGAGAGACUCAUGAUUUCAUGAACGUCGAGUCUUUCUCUCAACUUCCCUUCAUCCGUCCUUCACCCCUCAAAGAAAAGAGCAUUAGGCUCUUCGGAAAAGAGUUUAGUGGUGCCGCCGGUGCCGACUCGCCUGAAGUUAUCAUCUCCGACGACGCGGACUCGAAUGAAACAGCCGCCGUGGAAUCUAAAGACGCCGGAGAAAGUAACCGGAAAUUCGAGUGCAAUUACUGCUGCAGAAAUUUUCCGACUUCUCAAGCCUUGGGAGGUCAUCAAAACGCACAUAAAAGAGAACGACAACAUGCCAAAAGAGCUCACCUUCAGUCCACCAUGGUUCACGGCAGCUUCUCGGAAGCACAAAUGUAUGGUCUGAUGAACUACCACCGAUUUGCACCCUCCACCACCCCACCACCACCCUAUUUCCACCACACGAACACCGCUUCUAGCAUCACCAACUACAAUAACAGAUUUUACGGUGGCACUUCCUCUUACACCUCCCAUCAAACACCCAUCAAUGGCAGUCCAUUAGGUUUAUGGAGAUACCCAAAUACCCAAAACUCAACAUUUAACCGUGACCAUUCGAUCAAUUCAUCGCCAUUAGUGGUAUCUUCCAAUGACGGAUUAAGGGCGUCAAGAAUUCCAACAAGCUCUAGCUAUAUGUACGAUUCUAAGCCAAGCGUUCAAGAUCAAGUUAGUCUUGAUUUGCAUCUGUAA
Molecule: messenger RNA, 726 nt
Organism: Cynara cardunculus var. scolymus (artichoke)
Lineage: Eukaryota; Viridiplantae; Streptophyta; Magnoliopsida; Asterales; Asteraceae
Product: zinc finger protein 8-like
Exons: 1
Coding region: 1-726 (241 amino acids)
Biological process (GO): response to gibberellin; trichome morphogenesis; trichome differentiation
Molecular function (GO): DNA-binding transcription factor activity
Source: RefSeq, a predicted model, not a curated record